Molecule: messenger RNA, 459 nt
Organism: Penaeus vannamei (Pacific white shrimp)
Lineage: Eukaryota; Metazoa; Arthropoda; Malacostraca; Decapoda; Penaeidae
Source: RefSeq, a predicted model, not a curated record
AUGUGUUCAAAGAUUUUGAUUUAUUUGACCGAGUCUAGAGCAGACUUGGCGAAAGAUGCUAGCUCCAAAAACAAAGAUGAAGGCUGUGAGGAAGAGGAGAAGGAAGAUUUUUGGAGGGAUUUAAGGGCAGAAUUGGAGGAGGUGGAGGCAGGAGAGAGAAUGAUCAUUAGAGGUGACCUAAAUGGGCACAUACACAUCAACAGAGAUUGGCUGGAGAGGGAAUGGUGGGAAAAUAAUAGUGGAGUGAUAAGAGCAGUUGGGGAAGAGGUGCUUGGCAAAACAUCUGGGAAAGGCCCCCCUGAAAACAAGGAAAGUUGGUGGUGGAAUGAGGAAGUGCAGGUGAAUGAGAAGGAAGAGGUGAAGAAAAAGUGGGAAAUAUCAGGAUUAGAACAAGACAAAGAUAAUUAUAAACAAGCUAAUAAGAGAGCAAAAAUGCAUUGGCAAGAACCAAGGCUAUAG